Zea mays is the source of this 4510-nucleotide messenger RNA. RefSeq names its product protein HASTY 1. Gene Ontology annotation, biological process: RNA export from nucleus; protein export from nucleus. The transcript has 23 exons. Bases 1131 to 4094 code for a protein of 987 amino acids. The record is from RefSeq and is a predicted model, not a curated record. NCBI's taxonomy places the organism in Eukaryota, Viridiplantae, Streptophyta, Magnoliopsida, Poales, Poaceae. Gene Ontology annotation, molecular function: RNA binding; nuclear export signal receptor activity. Gene Ontology annotation, cellular component: RNA nuclear export complex; cytoplasm; nucleus.
GCUUCUCUUUCUUGCCGUGCCCCCACUCCGCUCGAUUCUCGACUCUAGUCACCCCGCCGGACCGCCGUCUCACGUUCUACACCCACCCACUCCUGACUCCGACGACGCCGUUCAAACCCACGCAAUCCAGCAGAGGAGACCAUCUCCGCCGCCGACGACGCCGUUCAAACCCUAGCCGAUCCGCUGGCUCUGCCAUCGCAAGCCAAUGCCCCACACCGAACCCUAGCAACACCAUAGUCCUUCCACAACCGGUGCGAACAGUACUGCCCGAAUAUGGCGGCCGAACCCGCCGCUACGGCCGCUGCUUCGGCGGCGGCCGCUAUCUCCGCUGUCAUGGACUGGCGCUCCUCCCCCGACGCCCGCGCCGCUGCCUUCGCGUACCUCGAAUCAGUUAAGAGUGGGGACGUCCGAGCCUUGGCAAGCACAUCAUUUUUCUUGGUUCGGAAGGACCAGACGUCAGAGAUCCGCUUGCACGGGUUCAAGAUGUUGCAGCACCUGGUAAGGUUGAGGUGGGAGGAGCUCAGUGCUGCAGAACGGAAUGAAUUUGCUAAUAUGACAAUUAAUUUGAUAUCGGAUGUUGUUGGCCCUCAUGAGGUGUGGGCCUUGAAGAGUCAAACAGCUGCUUUAGUAGCAGAGGUGGUUCGAAGGGAGGGAGUUGAUUUGUGGAUUACUUUACUCCCAUCUAUUGUUUCUCUCUCUAACAAUGGCCCUACUGAGGCUGAGUUAGUUGCCAUGAUUCUAAGGUGGCUUCCAGAGGAUAUCACUAUUCAUAAUGAAGAUUUGGAGGGUGAUAGGCGGAGAUCUCUGUUGCGCGGCCUUACUGAGUCACUGUCACAAAUUCUGCCUCUGUUGUAUUCUGAAGUUACUUUUGAAGAUGCUCUUUGGUGUAGGGCAGGUGCCGGUGCUCUUCAGGAGCUCUUGGCACGCCAUUUCACUCCUGGACACUAGGAUGGGUUGCUAGUAGUGGAGUGUAGCUGUGUGGAUUAUGUGGGUGGUGGUUUGUUGGUUUGGUGGUCCUGAGCCCGCCAUAUAGGUGCUCAGUUCCUCGGUCAACCAUUGUACAAGGGACUCACCAUUUGCUACUUGAGAAACAUUUUGGUGCUGCUUUAAGUGAGCAUGCGAAGCAGCAAAUGGAUUUGGCUAAACAACAUGCAGGGACGGUGACUGCAGUUCUAAAUGCUGUCAAUGCAUAUGCUGAAUGGGUUCCUGUGACAGAUCUAGCCAAAUAUGGUUUAAUUCACGGAUGUGGGUCCUUGCUUUCUUACAGCGAUUUUCGCCUCCACGCUUGUGAGUUUUUUAAAGUGAUAUGUCAGAGGAAAAGACCUGUGGAUGUGGCAGUUGCUGAGUAUGAUGCUGCAAUGUGCAACAUAUUCCAGGUGUUGAUGAACAUUUCACAACAAUUUUUGACCAGAUCUGGCAUGCAACCCAGUUCUAUUGAUGAGAGCGAAUAUGAGUUUGCAUCAUGUGUUUGUGAGACAAUGGUUGCUCUAGGAUCUUCAAACAUGCAAUGCAUACUAGCCGAUGGAGCCAGGACUUUCCAGUUCUUACAACAAAUGCUGGAGUAUUACCAACACUACAAAAUCACACUUCAUUUCCAGUCUCUAUUAUUUUGGCUGGUGGUAUUGAGAGAACCAUCGAAAUCUAAGUCUAUUGCACGUGUUUCUGGUGAUAAUUCUGCUGCUGGUAAUUCUGCAUCUACUGGUGACUUAUCAACAGAAAAGAAGAAAGGGGUAUCGGUAUUUGUCACUGAUGAAAUAUACAGUACAAUUUUGGAUGUUUCUUUCAAGAGAAUGCUGAAGAACAAUGGAAGUGCAACUUCUGGGUUGUUAGAAAUAUGGAGUGAAGAGCUUGAGGGGAAGAGCGACUUCUGCAACUACCGCACCAAAUUGUUGGAUCUCAUUAAAGUCAUUGCUUCUCAAAGAUCUGUGAUUGCUGCAGCAAUUGUAGUUCAGAGAAUAAAUGUUGUCUUUGGAGAUGCUAAUCAAGCAACUAAGUCCCCACAGGAUCUUGAUGCAAUGGAAGGGGCUCAACUGGGGCUUGAAGCAGUUGUCAAUGCUAUUUUCGAUGGCUCAGUUGAUUGUGGGAAAACUGAUUUGGAUACGAAAUCCCAACUGCACAAGAUUUUUGAAGGCUUACUUCAACAGCUUCUUUCUUUAAAGUGGACAGAACCUAACCUUGCAGUUAUUCAUGGUCAUUAUUUGGAUGCUUUGGGCCCUUUCUUGAAGCAUCAUCCAGAUGCAGUUGCCAGUGUUGUUAAUAAGCUUUUUGAACUGUUGACGUCUCUCCCAAUCACAUUUCAGGAUCCAUCAAACAAUUCUCGCCUAGCAAGGUUACAGAUCUGCUCAUCAUUCAUUCGUAUAUCGAGAGCUGCUGAUAAAGCACUUCUGCCUCACAUGAAGAACAUUGCUGAUACCAUGGCUUACCUUCAAGGAGAGGGUCGCUUACUACGUGGUGAACAUAAUCAUUUAUGUGAAGCGUUUCUUGUGAUGUCAUCCUCUGCUGGGAUUCAACAGCAACAAGAAGUUCUUGCUUGGUUACUUGAACCUCUUAAUAAAAUGUGGACUCAAGUGGAAUGGCAAACUGCAUACUUGUCUGAUCCUUCUGGUUUGACAAACAUGUUUGCUGAUAGCCAAUUCAUGUGGUCAAUUUAUCACACAGUUACAUUCUUUGAAAAGGCACUCAAGAGAAGUGGAACCAAAAAGUCUUCAGCAACUCCACAAGCACCCACCACAACAGUACCUGGUUAUCUGCAUCCGAUGUCUUCACAUCUAGCAUGGAUUGUGCCCCCUCUCUUGAGGCUGCUGCGAUGCAUACAUGUCCUUUGGUCUGAGCCAUUUGCCCAGUCUCAGACGGCCGAAAUCAAAGCAGCAAAAAGCAUGACUGUUGCAGAGCAGGCUAGCCUUCUAGGAGAGACAGGUAAACUUACCAAAGGUCAGGUUGCUCCAGCUGAUGGUUUGCUGGAUGUUCAAAGAGAUGGAGAAUCUAAAGAAAACAAUAUAAAAAACUGGUUGCGUGGGAUCCGAGACAGCGGGUACAAUGUUUUAGGACUAGCAGCUACUCUUGGGGAAGCAUUCUUUCGAUGCAUAGAGGGUUCUUCUGUCACCCUUGCUAUUAUGGAGAAUGUGCAAGUUAUGGAGUUUCGGCAUCUGCGCCAACUUAUCCACCUUGUUAUUAUUCCAUUUGUUAAAUAUUGCCCUGCCGAUUUAUGGCUGUGGCUAGUGAACCUUUUGCAGCCGUUAUUUGUCCACUGUCAGCAAGCUCUUAAUUAUUCAUGGUCCAGUCUUCUUCAUGAGGGUCGGGCUAAGGUUCCUGACAGCAUUGGUAAUCUUUCUGGGUCAGAACUGAAGGUAGAGGUAAUGGAAGAAAAGUUGCUACGUGACUUGACUCGUGAAGUAUGUUCUGUCCUUUGGGCUUUAUCAUCACCAGGCUUAAAUAAUGGACUUCCAUCCUUGGAACAACUUGGACCUUCCAACCGGAUGGAUUCUGUUUUGAAGAAUCUGGAGUCCUUUGCUUCAAGUUCUCUAACUGGAUUUCUUAUGCUCCAUAUUGGCACAGCUCUUCCUGCAUUGAGGAUAUCAGUUGAAGUGUUCACUUGGACAGAUAGCGAUGCCGUUACUAAAGUUAUCCCCUUUUGUGGUGCAUUGAUCCACCUUGCCGUUGCUUCAAACCAGGCUGAGUUGAGGCAGUUUGUUGCAAAGGAUUUGUUUUCCUCUAUAAUACACGGUUUAUCUGUUGAAUCAAAUUCAGUCAUUAGUGCUGAACUUGUUGGACUUUGUCGGGAGAUAUAUGUCUAUCUGUCUGAUAGAGAUCCUGCACCUAGGCAGGUUCUUCUUUCCCUCCCACACAUUAAGCAGGAAGAUUUACUAGCAUUUAAUGACUCUUUGAGUAAAACUGCUAGUCCUAAAGAGCAAAAGCAACAUAUGCGAAGCUUACUUCUGCUGGCUACAGGGAACAAACUAAGAGCCCUUGCUGCUCAGAAGACAACUAAUGUGAUUACCAAUGUUACAACACGGAAUAGGAGCUCUACUGCUCACCAUGGAUCAAGUGCCGAAGAAGAUGGCCAUAUUGGGUUGGCCACACUAUCAUCGAUAUGACCUGCCAAAGUUUUGGGCGUGUAAAAAAGGUUGCAUAUCAUUAUUGGCGGAUGCCGGAUUCUUGCAGCAUCAUUAUGUGAGGAUGAAUGCAUGCGUAGUUAUACGGCUAUACCCUUCCUGCCUGCCUUCAUGAGCAACUGACCGAUUCUUUGGUUUAGGCGGUCUGUUUUUCUAGAAUGGAUGUAUGUACCUUCCGUGUGCGUGUGGGUUCUGGUAAAUGGUGAAAGUUGGGUGUGAUUACUUGUAGCUCACAGUUACAUAUUGAGGGGGUACUCAGGGCCCGUUUGGAUACAUCUAGCUAAAUUUUUUAGGCCCCAUGUUUGAAUACUAGUUAGAAACAUUAAAUAUAGUCUAAAACUAAUUACACAGUUAAGGACAAAGUUAAGACGAGUAUUAAUUCUAUGGUCCGUUCAUGU